Messenger RNA from Annulohypoxylon maeteangense, 2787 nucleotides. RefSeq lists its product as uncharacterized. Gene Ontology annotation, biological process: protein dephosphorylation. Gene Ontology annotation, molecular function: protein tyrosine phosphatase activity. NCBI's taxonomy places the organism in Eukaryota, Fungi, Ascomycota, Sordariomycetes, Xylariales, Hypoxylaceae. The transcript has 2 exons. Bases 1 to 2787 code for a protein of 928 amino acids. The record is from RefSeq and is a predicted model, not a curated record.
AUGAAGACCUCUACGAGACCACCUCUGGUCUCAUCACAUUCUCAUUCUCAUCCUUCUCGGCAUGCCCAUACGAAUAUGCAGUCUUUUAGGGCUAACAGAACUACAACGCCUAUGGCGUCUCCUCGCAUGCCUCAUUCCGUCGGCCAACCUUAUCCCCCUAGUGCCAAACUAUCUCCCGUCAUGACGGAUAUUCGGUCACCAAGCCCCAAUUAUUUCGGCCUAAAUGUUGACCAUUCCAAUGGUGAUAUUCGUGAAUCUGCUGUUGCUCCUCUCGAUCACUGGAGUCCUCCAAGUUCAUCCGUCAAGUCCUUUGGUGCAGCGAUACCAAAGCCAGUGCCCCUCGACGCCAACCCCGAGUUUGAAGCUUUCAGACGUCAAGUCGAUGCGAACCGGUCCAAGGGUUUCAACCUCGGUAGUCAUCAUUUUGCGCCUCUUCAGUCACCUUUAUCUACGAGACCUAGACCCCCGCGUUUGUCGACCAAUCAUAGUGAUAAUUCCUCGGAUCUGUCUAGCUCUAGGUCUUUAAGCGGCAGGAUCCACGAUGGCAGGAUGGACAUCGACACAGACAGCCUACACGACUCUGCGUAUGUAUCGUCAGAUUCGAAGAGGAACUCGGAGGUGUCGCUGAAUCCGCCCUCCUUUAGCAACAUGCCGCGCUUCGAGUCUCCUGCUCGUGCUGACUCUCCCUUUGAGCCUUUGCGAAGGAUAACUUUAUCUAAGACCGAAGACAGGCAUCCUCGACUAUCUCUACCUCAAGAGAAACUUGAACACCCAGUGGAACCCAUGAAACCUCGUGCCGAGACGCUGCCGAUAGCUCUUGAGAGUGGUCCUGGUCUCAUUCUACCAAAUCAACUCAAAGAUAUGCUUAUGAACAUGCCUGAAAAUGAUUAUCUUUUGCUAGACAUCCGUGUAUCGACUCAUUAUGCACAGUCGCGAAUUCGCAGCGCGUUAAACCUCUGUAUACCAACAACUCUUUUGAAGCGAGCUACGUUUAACCUAGAGAAGUUACAGCAAACCCUCCAAACUGAAGAGGAUCAACAUAAGUUUGCGCAGUGGCCAAACGUCAAGUACCUUAUAGUGUACGAUGGUUCAUCAACAGAGAAACGGGAUGCCGUGUCGGCUAUGAACAUGUUCAAGAAAUUUUCAAACGAGGGCUUCUCUGGGAACUCCUUCCUUCUACGAGGUGGCUUUCAUGCCUUUGCGACUGAAUUCCCUACAUUCAUCGAUCACCAGUCGGCGUCACAACGGCCAGGAACUUCUAUUUGCUCUCCGGAAGGUGGACGACCGAGUUUUGCACCCGUGAUCGGUGGUGUAAUGCUCCCAUCUACUGCUAAUAAUCCUAAUCCAUUCUUCAGUAAUAUUCGGCAAAAUAUGGAUCUCGCGGACGGUGUCGGUCAGAUGGAUAUUUCAGUGCCAUCUGGUUUAGAUUCUGAUAUUCUGCCCCAUUGGCUUCAAGACGUGACCAAGUCAUCGGACCAUGGCAAGAAAGCAUCCGAACGGUUCUUACAGAUCGAGCGCAGAGAACAAUCUCGCAUGAAGGAGGCCUACGCAUCCUUUAACACAUCCUCAACCCCAGGUCAGCAUCCCGGCAAAGUCCGCCUUUCUGGAGUGGAGAAGGGUGGCAAAAACCGUUACAAGGACAUUCUUCCCUUCGAACAUGCUCGUGUCCACUUAACCGGUCGACCCGAAGGUGUUUGCGAUUACAUCAAUGCAAGCUACGUUCAAGCCUCGCGAAGCUAUAAGCGUUAUAUUGCGUCACAGGGUCCUCUUCCCGCCACAUUUGAUGAUUUCUGGUCGGUCAUUUGGGAUCAAGAUGUUCGCGUCAUAGUGAUGUUAACCGCGGAAUCGGAAGGCGGUCAGCUUAAAUGUCAUUCAUAUUGGCAGAAUAGGGAGUUUGGAUCCAUUAGACUGAAGCCAUUAUCUGAAAAGAAGGUAUCGCUUGAUAUUGACAAGCAUCGGUCAGCACCUGGGGCUGCGUCAUCCGCAAGCAACACGUCGGAGUAUGGGCGACGCCGUGCUAACACCACAACUACAUUCGAGUCUGCCCAGAGCAUCCAACCUCCCCAGUCCCAAUCCGAAGCUCCUUUCGUUAUCGUUAGGAAGUUCGCGCUGUCACACUCGGCUCACCCUUUCUCUCCUAUACGUGAGAUUACUCAACUUCAAUACGCAUCAUGGCCCGAUUUUGGUGCACCGGCUCAACCAUCACACCUGCUGGCCCUCGUUGAACUAGCCAAUGUGAUGCAACGCGCGGCGUUACCCGUUAACGCGAACUCGAUCGCUGCAUCAGUUGCUACUGAGAACCCGGCCGCUAUGGGUUGGUACGAAGAGCCCGAAUCCGACGUGAAUGCUCGACCGAUGCUUGUGCAUUGUUCUGCUGGUUGUGGUCGAACGGGUACCUUCUGCACGGUUGACAGUGUAAUAGACAUGCUAAAACGACAGCGUCUGGCAACGAUGAAUCGGUCGGAUGCAGAUGGAGAUGUGAGCAUGACUGAGAGCUCUCAUGUUCGUCGUAGAAGCGGCGCAGCAAAUGGCCUGAGGCUUAAGUUAGGGGACUCUGGACAUAGGGAAAUAGAAACCAGUUGGCUCGAGGACGCGAACCUUGAUUUGAUUGAGACGACUGUGGAGGAUUUCAGACGACAGCGACUAAGCAUGGUCCAGAGCUUACGGCAAUUCGUGCUUUGCUACGAGACCGUGGUUGAAUGGGUCUGGAGAAUCCAGGAGAGGAACGAUCGUUUGCCCGGAGGCAGGGGACGGCCACGGAGCGAGAUUCUAGAGUUCCGAAGGUGA